AAGUAGAUGAUUUAUUGGAGCAGCCAGCAACAACAACAACCGUGAAGAAACGAGUCAGCUAUAGUCUAUGAACAGAAAAAGAAACAAACAAACAAGGAAGGAAAAGAAAGGAAAAGAAAAGAAGCAGCCAGAACAAGAAAAGCAGAUCAAAAGAAGAAGCUAACACCACUCAUUCAGCUUCAACAGAAAAGUGAAAUUAUUUGGUAUUUUGUCAAUCAAUCUUUCAUCAAAGUUUUGUUCUUUAGUUAUCAUCCUCCUCCUUCACAUGGGUCGCCUUAUUUUCUUUCUCAUCAUUCUCACCUUCUUUACAUUAUCUUUCCUCUCAGAGGUACAGUCAACAUCGUUCAAGAUUGUAAACAAGUGCCGUCACACAAUAUGGCCAGGAUUACUCUCCGGCGCCACCUCUCCGCCGCUACCCACUACCGGAUUCGCUCUUAAAAGCGGAGAGUCAAGGACUGUUAAAAUCCCGAAAGCUUGGUCGGGUAGGUUAUGGGCUCGGACUCUCUGCGGCCAUGGCUCCGACGGACAAUUCUCCUGUGUCACCGCUGACUGUGGUUCUGGUAAAGUAGAGUGCGCCGGCGGUGGGGCUAAACCUCCGGCAUCAUUGGCGGAGUUCACCUUAAACGGAGCUGACGGGUUGGAUUUCUACGACGUGAGUUUGGUCGACGGUUAUAAUCUUCCGAUGCUGGUUGUGGCUAAAGGCGGCACUAGGGGAGGCUGCAGCCCUACUGGGUGUCUUGUUGAUCUUAACGAAGGUUGCCCAGCGGAUCUUAAGGUGGCGCGUGGUAAUGGGAGUGGUGAUAACGUUGCGUGUAGAAGCGCGUGUGAAGCUUUUGCGGAUCCUCGUUAUUGUUGUAGUGAGGCGUACUCUACGCCUGACACGUGUGCUCCUUCUGUAUACUCGCAGUUUUUUAAGCAUGCAUGCCCACGCUCGUAUAGCUACGCGUAUGAUGAUAAGACUAGCACAUUCACGUGUGCCUCCGCUAAUUAUUUGAUCGUGUUUUGUCCCUUGCCUUAUACAAGAUGGUGCGUUAAAGGCAUGAACUUCAAGAACAACCCCCGCCACUAUCUCCAAGGAUACCGGUUCCAAAUUGAUCACAUGUGGCUGGAUCAGUUUAUUUGGAGCCCGUAUCUAGGAUUUGCGUCCCCACGACAUGAAGAUAGUUUGAUUGGAGCGCAAGAACGUAUAUAAUUUGUUUCCAUCUUAUUGAAAUGCAUCAAAGUGAUCGAGUGAAACUUCAGUUUGACUAUCUACAAAAUAUACAUGAUACACCAAUGUGCCUCAAAGAACAUCACAAGAUGAAAACAAACAAAUCCCGCUUAACUGCAUGGACUGAACUAUACCGCGACGAACAACAAUGUUGGACAGAUAGGGAAUCCUAUACGUUGGAGGGAACACAAUUACAAGAGGAGACAAAACCAUCAACAGAGUACAUGCAAUGGUAUAGGUCGCUUCCAUUCAUAUAUGCAUCGUACGAACACUUUCUCAUUGACCCGCGUUCAAUUCCAAAUUCAACAAACCAUUCAAGUGGGUCUCAACAACAACCACCUCAACCCCAACUCUUUCAACAACAACCUCAACAUCAAACCUUCCAACCUCAACCCCAACCCUUCCAACAACAACAUCAACCCUUCCAACAACACCAUCUUAACCCAAAUUAUUCCCAACAACAUACUCCUAACCCUUACAUUGACCCACAAUACUCUUCCUACACCCCAUCUCACUCUCAAACAAAUUAUAACUAACAAACCUAACACCAACAGACCUAUAUUCGUCCACCCAUGCAAUUCACACCUAUCCCGCAUCCAAACUUUGAUUCCCCUUACAUCCAACAAAACCCUUCAACCUCAUACACCCAACUACCCACCACUUCCUACAUCCCAACCGUGACCCACCAUGAUCCGCCGCACACACAAUCCAUCCCAAACUUAAACUUCUAUCUUAAUGUCAGUGAUUAUGAAAUGUUAAGUCAAAUUUGGUCACCUCCAACACAAGAGGACCUUGCUCCAACUGAAGAAGAAGAACAAUUGGGUCGUGGUCUUCGUGCGCGACGACCACCUCACUGUGGUACCCAUGGUUAUUUGGAUCAUCACUGAUUUUUUAUUUGUAUGAAAUGAAAUGUAUGAAAUUUCGUAUUAAUAUUAUUAGUAUUAAUUAUGUUUAAUAAUAUUUGUUUUUAAAUUAA
Messenger RNA from Vicia villosa (hairy vetch), 2186 nucleotides. RefSeq names its product thaumatin-like protein 1b. The transcript is spliced from 4 exons. The record is from RefSeq and is a predicted model, not a curated record. The coding region runs from base 266 to 1192 and encodes 308 amino acids. Gene Ontology annotation, cellular component: extracellular region. NCBI's taxonomy places the organism in Eukaryota, Viridiplantae, Streptophyta, Magnoliopsida, Fabales, Fabaceae. Gene Ontology annotation, biological process: defense response.